CGCCCCUGCACGAGCGUCGUAGAGCUCGGCUCUUACUCCGGCACACAAGCAUUGCGAACACUGCGAGGGUGGACGCCGCAGGGCCUGCACAACCUGCCAGACGUUUUAAUUAGAGGCAGCGUCGAAGGACCCCGGAAGAUGAACGAUUAUGGAUACAACAGGAGGGGCGGAAGGGAGCACGACAGACGAAGUAGAAGCAGGGGGGACGACGACGAGCCGGAGGAUCGAGAUCGAAGGACCACCCUCCAGAGGCUCGAUAGCAUCCAAGAUCCUGGAAAGCGUUACCUCCUCAGAGACUGCAUAGGUUCUGGCGUCUGCGGGGACGUUUACGAGGCGAUCGAUCAGCAAGCGGGGAACAAGAGAGUCGCGGUGAAGGUGCAGAAACUCACGCCCGAGUCGCAGUCGUUGAUCGUCGAGGAGUACAAGGUUCUUCGGGAUCUGUCGAGCCAUCCGAAUCUACCAGAAUUCUACGGAAUCUAUCGCAGAAGGUCCGGCAAGAAGACCGAGUACGAUCAAAUAUGGUUCGUCAUGGAGCUCUGCGAUGGUGGACCGGUGAUGGACCUCGUUCGCGGCCUCGUCUCCAUGGACAAGAAACUGCGGGAGGAACACAUAGGCUAUAUUCUAAGGGAGGUGAUCAAAGCAGUGAUCCAUCUGCACGAGAACAACGUGAUCCACCGUGAUAUACGCGGUAGCAACAUCCUACUGACCAAAGAGGGGGAAGUGAAGCUGGUGGACUUCGGGCUGUCAAAGAUGAUAAAAGGUGAAAUGGGGAAGAGGUACACCUGCAUAGGAUCGCCGUGUUGGAUGUCGCCGGAAGUCGCCAUGAGCAAAAACGACAACGACAAAGGAUACGGUAGUCGAGCAGACGUGUGGGCAAUCGGUAUCACGGCGAUCGAAUUGGCCGAUGGAAAGCCACCCUUUCAAGAUAUGCACCCCACCAGGGCCCUCUUUCAGAUCGUUCGCAAUCCUCCCCCGAAUCUGUACAGGCCGUCCAACUGGACCCAAAACUUCAACGAUUUCAUUGCCGAGUGUCUGGAGAAGAAUCCUGAGAACAGGCCGUUCAUGGCGGAAAUAGCCGAGCACCCUUUCCUGUCUGAACUACCUGACAACGAAUUUCUGCUGGCUAAAGAGAUCAAGGUGCUGAUGAUGGACGCCUGCCCGAAAGGUAAACUCGACAGGAGAGCGGAAGUAAUAGUUCGAAAAAAUUUCCUAAAGAUUCACCAAACGGAUCCUCUGGAGCCCAUGUUCAUGGAGGACGUCGCGGCGCUCGAGACGCUCACGGAGGACUCGAUUUUGGACGAGCUGCACGAAAGAUUGAGACAGGGUUACUACCACAGCUUCGUCGGGGACAUUCUUCUAAUUCUGAAUCCGAACGAACAGCAGGACAUUUACGGAUCCGAUUACCACACAAAGUACCAAUGCAAAUCGCGGUCGGAUAACGCACCUCACGUAUACUCUGUGGCCGAUAGCGCCUAUCAGGACGUGCUGCACAACGAGGAGCCUCAACACAUCCUGUUGGCGGGCGAAAGUAAUUCGGGGAAGACCACGAACAUGCUGCACCUCGUCCGACAUCUCAUGUAUCUGGGAAAAAGUUUACAGGAUACCGGGGCGAGAUUAUUUCGAGCCAUCAAAGUGAUCCACGCUUUCAGCAACGCUGCCACUCCCCUCAACCCUAACUCGACCAGAUGCAUGCUGGAAAUACAGACCACGUUCGGCUCGUCUGGGAAGGCUUCCGGUGGCAUAUUCUGGUUGUAUCAGCUGGAAAAAUGGCGCGUCUCCACUCGCGACAGAAAUCAAUCGAAUUUUCACGUGUUCUACUACUUCUACGACGGCCUCGACUCGACGAGCAAAUUGAAGAACUACUCCCUGCCGCCGGGCAGAAGGAUGCGGUAUUUGAGAAUAAGCGACAAGGGAACGGAGAGGAAACGAUCGUUCAAAGUCAGGAACGAUCCGCGGGGAAACGUGGUGAAGUUCGAGGAGCUGGUGGAAAAUCUGCGAGUGUUGGAAAUGGAGGAGUAUUGCGAGACAAUCUGGAAGGUGCUGGCGGCGAUCUUGACCCUAGGUGAAAUUCGAUUCGUCGAAGGCAACAACGGGGAAGCCGACAUGGACAACAACGACGCCGCGAACAGAGUGGCCCAGCUUCUCAACCUGGACGAGAAGAAAUUUGUCUGGGCGCUGGUCAAUUACUGCGUGAUUGUCAAAGGCAGCGUUGUCCGCAAAAAGCACAGCUGCGAGGAAGCGAAAGAGGCGCGGGACGUACUCGCAAACACCAUCUACCAACGGCUGGUCGACUGGAUAGUGAACACUAUCAAUCAUAAAUUUACGGUUACGCGCACGUUAUUCGGCGACAAGUACGCCAUCAGCGUGAUGGAUCUCUUCGGAUUCGAGUGCUUCGCGGUGAAUCGACUCGAGCAGUUGAUAGUGAACACCAUGAACGAACAGAUGCAAUGCUAUUACAACCAAAGGAUAUUCGCCUGGGAGAUGCAAGAACAAGAAGAAGAGGACAUACCCGUGCAACGUUUACACUUCUACGACAACAAAGACGCGAUAGAUCAGCUGCUAAGCAAAGACAGGGGUCUGUUCAGUAUAAUCGACGACGCGUCCAAGCACCAGAUGGAUUAUCAGUACAUCUUGACCAAGAUCGGGCAAUCGAACAACCUCUACGUGAAAGCUGCGAGCUCGCACGAAUUCACCGUCGCCCAUUACACUGGGAAGCUGAUAUACGACUCCAGCGAGAUCGCCGAAAAGAAUCGAGAUUUCGUCCCACCGGAAAUGGUCGAAACGUUCAGGCUAUCGGGCCUCUUAACCGUGAAGGAGAUGUUCACCAACAAGCUGACGAAAUCUGGGAACCUGACCAUCGUCGUGGAGCAUACGAAAGUCGCGGAGAAAAAGACGAGCAAAGGAAAAUGGGGCGCGCUGAUGCAGGAGACGAACAAACCUAGGAAGUUUAACACCGCAUCCCGAGGGCAAUACUCCCAGUCGCGGAAAAUGAGAACGUGCACGGCUACCUUCAAAUCCACCAGCCUCGAAAUCCUUAAGAAUCUCUCGUCAGGAGGCGGAAGUGGUGGGAUCCAUUUCGUGAGGUGUUUAAGAUCGGACCUCGAAGGGGCGCCGCGUGGCUUCUAUCGGGAGGUCGUGAGACAGCAGAUCAGAGCGUUGGCUAUUCUGGACACUGCCAAAGCCAGGCAACGCGGUUACCCGUGUAGAAUAUCGUUUCAAGAAUUUCUGCGAAGGUACCAGUUCCUGGCGUUCGAUUUCGACGAGAACGUCGAGAUCACCAAAGACAACUGCCGGCUGUUGUUGAUCAGAUUGAAAAUGGAGGGUUGGAUGAUCGGGAAGACCAAGGUCUUUCUCAAGUAUUACAACGAGGAAUACUUGUCGCGAUUGUACGAGACCCAGGUGAAAAAGAUCGUGAAGGUUCAAUGUAUGAUGAGAGCGUUCCUGGCGCGCAAAAACAUGGCGACGAAGAUCACGACUACCGUGAAGAAAGAUGUCGUGAAGAAAGCGUCUAUAAAGAAGAAGGAGACGGUGGAUCUGUCGGAGGACGAAGCAGCUGUAAUGAUACAGAAAGCGUACAGAGGGCACACAGUGAGGAAGGAGAUGGGGCCUCGAAUGGGGAAGAUGCAGAUGGAUCAGGAGACGAUGGACAUGAUGAAAUUUUACAGCAGCAAAUGGAGGUCGAAGAGCAUGUUCCAAGUCCUCCUACGUUACCGUGCAGCCCGUUAUCAAGACCUCGUGCAAUUCUCGCAACAAGUACAUCUGUUCAAUCAUGCGAUAGUAGCCAGUUUGGAUGCGACGAGUGAGCAGAUCUCCAUAGACAAGGUCAACUCAAACGUAUCACAGCUUACGUUCUUAGGCCACACGAAACCACCCGAAGUGCACAAGUUACCGUUCAACUUUAACUGCGACUUACCAUUUCCAAACACGAAGAGCUCUGGGGGAAUGAAAGCUCUUGGAUCCGCGUCGUCAUUGGCGUCUGACGACGAGCACGAAGCCUGGGACGCGCCAUUACGGAGACAAACGGUGCCUUGGGCCAACAGGAACACUCGUACCAGAGACGUCGAGGUUCAAACGACGAACUCGCCACAUCGAGUGGCUUCAGACACCGAGGGAAAGAGUCUGAUCGACACUCCGUUUUCCAGAGACCCGAAUAUCUCGGUCCGAUGUCCACCAAAAGAAGGGUCCCGAAGCAGAAUGGAUAACACCGGGUAUCAACAUCAUUCGAGCAACCGUAGUCCUGUACCAUCUGCUAACGCUCAUAAUCCUCGCUCAAAUGAUUACGAUAGCACCGGGUCGAUACGCUCUAGAAAACACGCACCGCCCCCACCCAUUCCGCCAUUCAAUCAGACACAACCACCCCCGAUGCGUAGCACCGACAACUAUGGCUCGGACACUCGAAGUAAAAGCAACGUGAACACCGGUAGCAACGAUUGGGAGUUCGAGGACAGAGUUAAUAGGAACUCAGGCAACGUUAAUCGUAUCAACCCGAUUCAGGAAAUGCAGAUGAUAGGCCGAAGAAAUAACGAGGGUCACGAAGACGACGAUCCACCUUUCAACUUUCAGGCGAUGCUGAGAAAGACUGGCCAUCAACGGGCAUCAAUGAAGCGCACUCCUGUCUACGACAGCUAUUCUCCGUCACCACUGCCAGGUUCGGGAUAUCGCGGUAACCGCGAGAACGAAUCGAACGUCGUGUACAGAAGCGGAGGAAGUCGCCGAGAUUCCCCCGAGUGGAGUCCCAAUGAAAUGGUGAGAAUGUCCGAGAAGUACGGAAAAGAGGGUGCCUGGGGUGAGGACCGGGCCAGCGGCGGGGGACGAACAAACGUCUCGGAGAGUGUCACCACCGCGGAGAUUGCGCCAGGAAUCGUUAUCGAGGGUUACGUGGCCGAGUUGUAAAAAUUCGAGUCCCGACAACCGAAAAACUUCUUGCGUAUCGAGCCAGGACAAAAACUGGACCGGUUGGAAUUGCAAAUUCCGCGCGAGGAAGAGAGAGAGAGAGAGAGAGAGAGAGAGAGAGAGAGAGAGAGAGAGAAACUGACGAGAAGUCCGAAAGAUACCUGUAGCUGUCCCGACGGAAACAAAUGCACGACUCGAACGAUUCGAACGAACGUUACCCAAUCCACCAACGUUGCUGACUCGGAGAGAAUUUCUUUUUAUCCACAAAAUAUGUACAUACGUAUAUUUUUUAUUGCUUUUAUUUUAUCCCUUUUUUAAUGAAAAAGAAAAAAAAAGAAAUGAAAUAGAAGCAAACUCUACCGCCGCAAUGCUUUCAUCGAUAAAACUUCUUUUGUAAUUUUCAUCCGUGCUUCGAGCGACCGUGAAACCGGCACUUUUUUUUGUCCGACAUAAGAUUUUUCGUAAAGCGAUACGCGAAUUUUCUCAACGCGCCAAAGCUUCUCCGACAGUUAGCAAUGCUCCUUACCGACGAGAAUAUUUGGUCACGUUUUUUUCUACAUUGGCUACGGGAUACUGAUCAAAACACACAUAAUAUACACGAAUGGCGCAAAACGUGUAAAGUAAUGCGACAAUAACUACGAACCUUUGUUCCCCCUCGAUUAAAAUUGCCAUAACACACGAACCGUUAUUAAACGUCCGUCUUUCAUCUCAAAACGAUGCUUUCGCACCCACACUCAUCGCACGCAACAGUAUCGAAAGAAUCGAACGAUUAUCAAACCGACUACGUGAAAUUCAUGAAAAAAAGUGCACUCUGCACGAUCGGUUCUAUCGAAAAGCACGAAGCUCCCGUCACUUUUACGAAAUGGAUAUUUAUAAAAAUUUCAAUCGACUGAUGCACGAUAUUGUCAAGGACAUUUUAAAGAAUAAAGAAUUUUAAAAGGUC
Hylaeus volcanicus is the source of this 5836-nucleotide messenger RNA. RefSeq names its product neither inactivation nor afterpotential protein C (gene ninaC). Gene Ontology annotation, molecular function: protein tyrosine kinase activity; protein binding; cytoskeletal motor activity. The coding region runs from base 139 to 4893 and encodes 1584 amino acids. The record is from RefSeq and is a predicted model, not a curated record. Gene Ontology annotation, cellular component: myosin complex. Lineage: Eukaryota; Metazoa; Arthropoda; Insecta; Hymenoptera; Colletidae. The transcript is spliced from 24 exons. Gene Ontology annotation, biological process: protein phosphorylation.